Xyrauchen texanus (razorback sucker) is the source of this 2505-nucleotide messenger RNA. RefSeq names its product ubiquitin-conjugating enzyme E2 W-like. Lineage: Eukaryota; Metazoa; Chordata; Actinopteri; Cypriniformes; Catostomidae. The record is from RefSeq and is a predicted model, not a curated record. The transcript is spliced from 6 exons. The coding region runs from base 44 to 499 and encodes 151 amino acids.
UGACGUCAUUCGGCCAAUCGCCUCUCUACAGGGGCUUUCCAUCAUGGCGUCUAUGCAGAAAAGAUUACAAAAGGAAUUGAUGGCACUGCAAAGUGAUCCACCACCUGGAAUGACACUAAAUGAGAGAAGUGUACAGAACACAAUCACGGAGUGGUUUAUAGAUAUGGAGGGUGCACCAGGUACUCUUUACGAGGGAGAGAAAUUUCAACUCCUUUUCAAAUUCAGUGGUCGAUAUCCUUUUGAUUCACCUCAGGUAAUGUUCACUGGAGAGAAUAUACCCAUUCAUCCACAUGUCUAUAGCAAUGGUCACAUCUGUUUAUCUAUUUUAACGGAGGACUGGUCGCCCGCUCUGUCUGUGCAGUCUGUUUGUUUAAGCAUUAUUAGCAUGUUGUCAAGCUGCAAAGAAAAGAGACGCCCUCCAGAUAACUCCUUUUAUGUAAAGACGUGUAAUAAGAAUCCAAAGAAAACAAAAUGGUGGUAUCAUGAUGAUACCUGCUAGUAUCUAAGUGCACCAUUUUGAUAUAGACUUUUAAGGUAAAGUACUUUAUUAUUUUGAGUCUUUGAAUUAAGACUGAACCAGCGGACCCUGGCAAUUUGUGUAUGGAUUGAGGACACACUUCUGCUGACUGGGAAAAGUGCAAAGAAACUGCAGGAAUGUAACCCACCCAGCAAGGAUAUUUUGAUGGAAGCAAGUUGUGGGGAUUAUCUUUUUUUUUUUUUUUUUUUUUGUAAUGUUUGAAUUAUGUUGUAUUGUUUUCUUUUCAUAAAAGGGUUUACACUGUUUGUGCAAUAAUAUCUUAAGUGUGGGUUUGGAAUAAAAAGAAAGUCAGUGCAAAUCAGAAAACGAACUACUGUUAUGAAUAAAUCAUCAAAAGCAGAGAAAAAUAUCUAUCUCUGCCUUGCUUAGGCAUGCACUGUGACAUUUGAACAGGGAAAAGAUUUUAAUUAAUAUUUUAUCUGUAUAUUUAAAACAAAAUUUUCUUUUAAGAAAUAAGCCAUUUUAAGUUGAAUAUUGUAGUUUGGUGUAGUGUAUAGUACUUGGUCUGAUAAAAGUACAAUUUAUUUAUAUCUACAGAUUUGAUGCAGGGUGAUAAUCAUAUUACAUUAUCUGAAAGGUAAUUUGAGAUUACACAGAAAUGUUUUAUGGGUUCAUUUUUAAGCACUGAUUUUAUAGAUGGACCCACAUUUUGUGAAGUUAAAACAAAGAGAUAACUAUAAACAUAAUUACUCAAUCUUUCAUGUGAAACUCUAGCUAAUCUAGCUAUUAUAAAAUGGGCUCUUUUAAAAAGAUUACUUUUCCCUGCUAUUAGCUUUAGAAAAUUAACAAUUUGUGUUCAUGGUUUUGUUAUAACUUUAUUUAAAAGAAAUGUUCAUAUUAAAGUAAUAUAUUUUAAAAUGUUGUCAUGUAUUUUAUAAUUCUAAUGUGAUUUAUAAAUAUGUGCCAUUCAACUGUAUAUAAUGAUGUAAUUAUGUACACAAAAUAGGCAAAUUGAUGGUACCUACACUGUGUGUUUGGUAUAAUCAUGGUUUAAUUUUGGUAAUACCAAAUGUAUUUUUCAAUUUUAAUGAAUACUGCCGGUUCAAUACAAGAUAAGCUCAACCAACAUCAUUUGUGGCAUAAUGUUGAUUACCACAUAAAAUAAUUUAGACUCCCUCCUGUUAUCAAAGUUACAGUGAGGCACUUGCAAUGGAAGUGAAUAAGGAAAAUUUUGAGAGGGUUUAAAGGAAGAAGUGUGUAGUUUAUAAUUUUAUAAAAGUUUUAACAUUAAUUGUUCUGUUAAAACUUUUGUGUUAUUUGAGCUGUAAAUUUCUUUAAAUCGUAGAUUUUUAUGGUCGUUUUAGGGUUUCCGCAUUACAUUGUCAUGGCAAAGGAGUUGUAAAAUUGAAUAUAAUUUUAUACAGAAAAGGUUAGUUAGUAAGCUAUUUUAUCACACUAAAAUCAUGUUAACACGCAUAUUGUUUAUGUCUCCUUGCUAAACUUUUUAAACGGUUAGUGUUUUAAAGGGAUAGUUCACCCAAAAAAAUACAAUUUUUCAUCAUUUACACACCCUCAUGCCAUCCAGGAUAUGCAUGACUUUCUUCUGCUGGAUAAAUACAGAAUUUUAGAAUUUAAUUUAGCAAUUAAAUGAUGGCCAGAACUUUGAAGGACUAAAAAGCACAUAAAGGCAGCAUAAAAGUAAUCUUUAAGACUAGUUAGUGGAUAAAUCCAUAUCUUCAGAAGCAAUAAGUGUUGGAAAGAUAAAGACAGAUUGUAGUAAUUAAGAUUAUGCCACAAAUGCUGUAAAUUGAUCUUAACUUGUCAUUAAACCCGAAUACACCUUGAAGGUCAAAUGUAUCAUUUCUGACAGAAAUGACCCACUUCACCAGUAACGUUAGUUAGUGAUUGAGUGCAGUUCUGUCCACUAGAGGGAAGUACAGUAUCGCAGACACUCACAGCAAAGCAGCAGACAAUUAUUGGGAAAGCGAGGUCAGUGAAGAGUAAUAUAGUUGGAGUCUAAAUUAGUA